AUGGCAGCACCAGCAAACACAAUGCCCAGUUCCGAAGCCGCCUGGCGCUCGCUGCACGAGACGCACCUGGCCAAUCUGCGCAGCCACCGCGCGCUACUCGACCACCUGGCAAGCCUGCAUGUCGAUGGAGAAACCCCGGAACUUGAUGCGAUGCGGGCGCGCGCAGAGCGGAUAUGGGAGGACGCCGUGAGGGCGGGGGAAAUUAUGGAGGUAGCCGACAAGGCGGAAAAGCGCAUCGUCAUCGCGAACAUCCCGUGGUAUGUGACGGCAACGGGAGGUCUUUCGCCGAUAUGGUGCCAGUAUGAUCCUGUCGAUAUCAAUCCUCCCUUCCGCAAGCCCACACGCUCCGAAAUCCACCUUUAUGACCUCCCCGCCGGUGAUGCCCAUAGAAACGGCAUCAUAAAGGUCCCCUUCCAUUCCGCCGCCUCUGCCGCCCGCGCCAUCCGCGACCUUGACGGUGUAAAAUUUCCUGCUGAAGAAGGCCACACCGGCCUCAUCGCCCGUCGUUACCGUCCCGGCGCCGACCCGGUAGAUGGCGACGACGCGGCCCGAACGAAGAACAAGAAGCGCGUACGACGCGUCUCGUCUGGCGAGAGCUUGCAGCGGCAGCAGCAGCAGCAGCGAGGGAGUAAGAGACAGCGGACGAACAAUGGUAUCAAUACCGGGCACAGCAUACCUGCUGCCGCUUCUCAUGCCGCUCGCGAUGAUGAUCCCCCCGCUACUGCCGCCGCCGCCCCGACGUAUCCAUUCACCUUCACAACGACGGCCGUGCCGCAGCAACAGUCGCCAUCGCCACCCCCUCCUCCCCCAGCACCAUCGUCGACGGCGGCAGUCGUCGAGCCGGAGCCGGAGCCGGAACCGGAAUUCGAAGACAUCAGCGCCGAGGUCGACGCCCGAUUGGCGGAGCAGGCGGCCAGGCGCGCGGCGGCCACGGCCACGAGACAGAAGACGAGCGCCGCGGCGGGAUGGAAGAAGCGGGGGAGGGAGGCGAGGCGGGUGGAAGAAGAAGAGGGGGAUGAGGCGGAUGAGGCGGCGGUGGCGGGGAUGGCGGGGAUGGCGCUGGUGGAUAGGAGGCCGAGGAAGAGGAGGAUGCGGGAGGAGGGGAGGGAGUGGGAAGGGGAGGGGGUGCGGGCGGAGGAGGGUGUGGGGGAUGGUGUGAGCGAGGAGGGGAGGCGGCAGCCGCAGCAGACGUCGAACGGGGGUCCGGCGCCAGCGUCGAAGGCGAGGGUGAGGAAGGAGAGGAGGAGUGCGGUGGUGCGGGAGAGGGAGGAGAGGGGUGAGAGUCCGCGGCCAAUGAAGAGGUCACGGAGGGGUCUGUGA
Molecule: messenger RNA, 1320 nt
Organism: Diplodia corticola
Lineage: Eukaryota; Fungi; Ascomycota; Dothideomycetes; Botryosphaeriales; Botryosphaeriaceae
Exons: 2
Coding region: 1-1320 (439 amino acids)
Source: RefSeq, a predicted model, not a curated record